This is a messenger RNA of Lemur catta (Ring-tailed lemur), 2628 nucleotides long. It is a transcript of the gene GSPT1, whose product is annotated as G1 to S phase transition 1. The transcript is spliced from 15 exons. NCBI's taxonomy places the organism in Eukaryota, Metazoa, Chordata, Mammalia, Primates, Lemuridae. The record is from RefSeq and is a predicted model, not a curated record. Gene Ontology annotation, cellular component: translation release factor complex. Bases 265 to 2193 code for a protein of 642 amino acids. Gene Ontology annotation, biological process: translation. Gene Ontology annotation, molecular function: GTP binding; GTPase activity; translation release factor activity.
GAGGCAGUCCGAAGUGGUUGGGGUUGGGUGGGAGGAGAUCCGCUCGCACACACGAGGAGGAGGGUUGAGCUGUCGCCGCCGCCGUCGCUAGUGCGGAGUCAGGACUGUAGCUGCCGCUGCGGCGACGCCGGGGAUCGUGUCGCUAGCCCCCGGCCUUUCUGCCUCGCCGCCUUCGCCGGGUCAGCGCGGCCUGCUCCUCCCCGGUCGGUCGCCCCCACCUCCAUUUCCCGCCCUCUCCUCACCACACACACGGCCCCCCCGAUCAUGGAUCCGGGCAGUGGCGGCGGCGGCGGCGGCGGCGGCGGCGGCGGGAGCAGCAGCGGCAGCAGCAGCAGCGAGUCGGCGCCCGAUUGCUGGGACCAGGCGGACAUGGAAGCCCCCGGGCCGGGCCCGUGUGGUGGUGGCGGCGGCGGCCCCAUGGCGGCGGCGGGGGCCGAGGCCCAGCGUGAGCAGCACCUCAGUGCGGCCUUCAGCCGGCAACUCAACGUCAACGCCAAGCCCUUCGUGCCCAACGUCCACGCCGCCGAGUUCGUGCCGUCGUUCCUCCGGGGUCCGGCGCAGCCUCCGCCACCUCCCGCUGGCGCCGCCGCCAACAACCACGGAGCCGGCAGCGGCGCGGGAGGCCCUUCGGCACCUGUGGAAUCCUCUCAAGAGGAACAUUUGUUGUGUGAAGGUUCAAAUUCAGCUGUUAGCAUGGAACUUUCAGAACCUGUUGUAGAAAAUGGAGAGACAGAAAUGUCCCCAGAAGAAUCAUGGGAGCACAAAGAAGAAAUAAGUGAAGUAGAGCCAGAGGGUGGUUCCUUGGGAGAUGGAAGGCCACCAGAGGAAAGUGCCCAUGAAAUGAUGGAGGAGGAAGAGGAAAUACCAAAACCUAAAUCUGUGGUUGCACCUCCAGGUGCUCCUAAAAAAGAACAUGUAAACGUAGUAUUCAUUGGGCAUGUAGAUGCUGGCAAGUCAACCAUUGGAGGACAAAUAAUGUAUUUGACUGGAAUGGUUGACAAAAGGACACUUGAAAAGUAUGAAAGAGAAGCUAAAGAAAAAAACAGAGAAACUUGGUACUUGUCUUGGGCCUUAGAUACAAAUCAGGAAGAACGAGACAAGGGUAAAACAGUAGAAGUGGGUCGUGCCUAUUUUGAAACCGAAAAGAAGCAUUUCACAAUUCUAGAUGCCCCCGGCCACAAGAGUUUUGUCCCAAAUAUGAUUGGUGGUGCCUCUCAAGCUGAUUUGGCUGUGCUGGUAAUCUCAGCCAGGAAAGGAGAGUUUGAAACUGGAUUUGAAAAAGGAGGACAGACAAGAGAACAUGCAAUGUUGGCAAAGACAGCAGGUGUAAAACACUUAAUUGUGCUCAUUAAUAAGAUGGAUGAUCCAACAGUAAAUUGGAGCAAUGAGAGAUAUGAAGAAUGUAAAGAGAAACUAGUGCCAUUUUUGAAAAAAGUUGGCUUUAAUCCCAAAAAGGACAUUCACUUCAUGCCCUGCUCGGGACUGACUGGAGCAAAUCUCAAAGAGCAGUCAGAUUUCUGCCCUUGGUACAUCGGAUUACCAUUUAUUCCAUAUCUGGAUAAUUUGCCAAACUUCAAUAGAUCAGUUGAUGGACCAAUCAGGCUGCCAAUUGUGGAUAAGUACAAGGACAUGGGCACGGUGGUCCUGGGAAAGCUGGAAUCAGGAUCUAUUUGUAAAGGCCAGCAGCUCGUGAUGAUGCCAAACAAGCACAACGUGGAAGUUCUUGGAAUACUUUCUGAUGAUGUAGAGACUGAUACUGUAGCCCCAGGUGAAAACCUCAAAAUCAGACUGAAAGGAAUUGAAGAAGAGGAGAUUCUUCCCGGAUUCAUACUUUGUGAUCCUAAUAAUCUUUGUCAUUCUGGACGUACAUUUGAUGCCCAGAUAGUGAUUAUAGAGCACAAAUCCAUCAUCUGCCCAGGGUAUAAUGCGGUGCUGCAUAUUCACACCUGUAUUGAGGAAGUGGAAAUAACAGCCUUAAUCUGCUUGGUAGACAAAAAAUCAGGAGAAAAAAGUAAGACUCGACCCCGUUUUGUGAAGCAAGAUCAAGUAUGCAUUGCUCGGUUAAGGACAGCAGGAACCAUCUGCCUUGAGACCUUUAAAGACUUCCCUCAGAUGGGUCGUUUUACCUUAAGAGAUGAGGGUAAGACCAUUGCAAUUGGAAAAGUUCUGAAACUGGUUCCAGAGAAAGACUAAAAGCAUUUUCUUGAUGACCCUGCACAAUACUGUGAGGAAAAUUGACUGCAAAAGCCGACUUCACACCGCCUUCUUUUAUUUUCUGCCCAUUGAUAAACCUCUCCCCAUAUUUUGCAAAGAGAAAAUUCACAGCAAAAGUCCACAUUAUGUCAGCUUUCUCAUAUUGAGAGCUCUGCUAUGCCACUGUUGAAUUUUUCCUGAGAUUUUUUUCCCCCUUUCAAACUCUGCUUCCUUGGACAGAUUUGGCAAUAGCUUUGUAAGUGAUGUGGACAUAAUUGCCUACAAUAAUGAAAACCUACAGGAAUUUUUUUAUUUUUCAUUUUCCCCUUAGGCAUAUUUAGUAAUUUUUCCCCAGGCAGAUCAUUCUGAGUGUGCGAGUGUGUGUGCACAUGUUACAAAGACAACUACCAUGUUAAUAAAAUAUUCAAUUUGAAA